This is a messenger RNA of Beta vulgaris subsp. vulgaris (sugar beet), 2464 nucleotides long. Its product is annotated as RNA polymerase I-specific transcription initiation factor rrn3. NCBI's taxonomy places the organism in Eukaryota, Viridiplantae, Streptophyta, Magnoliopsida, Caryophyllales, Amaranthaceae. The coding region runs from base 146 to 2050 and encodes 634 amino acids. The transcript has 15 exons. The record is from RefSeq and is a predicted model, not a curated record. Gene Ontology annotation, cellular component: nucleus. Gene Ontology annotation, molecular function: RNA polymerase I core binding; RNA polymerase I general transcription initiation factor activity. Gene Ontology annotation, biological process: transcription initiation at RNA polymerase I promoter.
UAUUUUUUCCUUUUAAAACCCUCAACCUAUUUCUUCCACUUACGCGUAGGGUUUUCCAAAUUCUCUCUCCAAACAUCAACCGCCGCUGUUUUUGCCGAUCAAUUUUCCGGCGAAUUCCACCGUCGAAUUGUAGAGGAGAGAGAAAAUGGCAAUGGAAGUCGAGCCAAGUAACUAUACGAGGGAGGAACAGUAUCAUCUAAUGGAAGAUGUUACUUUUAGCGAUUCUGAUUUAGUUUCUCAUGUUCGUGACGCUCUUAAAUCCGCUUCAACGGAUGACAAUGGUAUUUACAGUGAACUCAUUGGGUUAUUACAUUACAAUGAUCAUCUCAAGCCUGAUGAAGUAGCUCUGCUUGUGACAAGUUUGAAGGCUAUAUCUGGAGCAGUUUCAUGCAUAGACAAUGUGCACCAUCGGAGUCUUCUAGACACUAUCUUUAGCAUGAACAUGUGGAGCUAUGGUCCUGAUGUCAUGGAUGCUUUGAUGGAACUAAUUAUAUCCCUGGCUGCCUCAAAUGGUAAACAUGUUGAUCUAUGCUUGGAUAUGCUUGUAUGCAACUUCAUACCGCCAAGGAGAUUUGUAGAAUCACUGAAGUCGCCAUAUGGCAUUGCAAGGAAGGACCGUGUUUUGGUUAGAGUCCAUUCUACCCUGGAAUAUAUUGCUGGCCUGGUUCCACUUGCCCCAUCAAGAUUGUUGCCCAUUGUGCUCCAGAGACUGCCAAGAGUUCAUCAAAAUUUGCAAGAACCUGCGGUGGUGAUGUUUGUGGAAAACAUGUUCAAGUUGGAAAGCGGUGCAAUUGGGGAGCUUGUUGGCAGUAAAACGCUUAUCAUGUCUGUCAUAGACAUGCUGAUAGAUUUUGAUGUGGAGAUUGGAUGGGAUGAUAUUCUAGAGGAGAACCCUCAUAAAGGCAUCUUUGAGCUGGAGUUAGAAGAUGAGCAGAUACUAGAUGAGGAUGAUGAUGAUGAUGGAGGUGAGUUUGUCAGAGAAACCUCGGGUCAGCGGCGUCUCUGGAAAAAAUAUGUAUCUGACAAAUUAGAAAAAUUGGACAGCCUUAUGGUUGUUACUUUUGAGCAUCUAAACUUUUGCAAAGAGAAUGGGCGCUUUGUUGAGGUAUUUGAAUCUCUCCUCCAGUCAUUUGAGAUAACAGUUUUGAACGCUUAUAAGUCCAAAUUUGCACAGUUUGUGAUCUUUUAUGCCUGUUCUCUGGAUCCUGAAAAUUCUGGCAUAAGAUAUGCUGAGUUUCUUGUUAAUAUGUUCAUUUCCAGCAGCUUCCCCCCACUUACCAGGAUGAGUGCUGUUGCUUAUUUAGCUAGUUUCAUGUCUCGUGGGAGGUUCCUGUCAACGUCUCUCGUGGUGAACAUUUUGGGAAGAGUUGCCAAGUGGUGCUCAGAUUAUGAUGGACUCGAAAAUGGCAAUUUAAAUCCAACAGCUCAUAGAUUGUUCUACGCCGGAUGUCAGGCCAUUAUGUAUGUUCUUUGUUUCCGAAUGAAAUCUAUUAUCGACAUUCCUCGUCUGAAAUCACAAAUUUCUGCUAUGCCCUUGAGACAAAUCUUUGUGAAUCAUCUGGAGCCAUUUAAGGUUUGUUUGCCAUCAAUUGUUGAAGAAUUUGUACAGCAAGCAAAAUCGGCUAAUUUACUUCAUGGUGGGACUCCCAUUUUCAAGGAUGUGCUGGAGUCUGAAUAUUCUAGAGCUUUUGGUGGGAUUGAGAGGCUUGACAUGUUCUUCCCGUUUGACCCAUGCUUAUUGAAGAAAAGUGACAGCUUCCUUCGCCCAAAUUUUGUAUAUUGGUCUAUGGUUCAAAAAUUAUAUGAAGAAGAUGAAGGCAGCAGUGAUGAGGAUGUUGAUGUGUUCUAUCCAGAUAUGAAUGGAGCAGCAUCCGGAGAUGCAGAUAUAGUAGAAGGCUUUGAAGAAAACGAUUAUCUCGACGAGUUUAAUGAUUCAUUGAACAAGAUGUCCAUCACACCAAAAGACUCUUUCCUUAAAAAGAAGUUUGGUCACACCCCUAUGCAGAUGCCUUCUAAACUCAGACCGUCUAUGAGUCCGGAAUCUUUGUGAUACAUCUUUUUUUUUUUGUUGGUGAAUUGUUCUUCUGAGGAACUUAAGAAGAGCCCAAUAAGUAGCAGCAGGGAGGAGAUGCGCCACAGUGAGAAAAGCCCAUUUGCCAAGGAGGCUCGCUCCGACAUCCAUUUGCUGAGGGCUCUUCUGAUCCCAAAAAGUGAGAAUUUGGGCUAGAAAUUUGGGGUGCCAGCAUAUUGUGUUGUAAUUUUCUGCAGUUUUGUUUGCUCAAAUUUCAGUUCAAAGGCUGUAGUUCAGCAAAUGUAAUAUUUUCAAAUUCUAAUGCCAAAAUUGAAGAUUAGAAUUAGCCUUUCUGGGUCCAAAAAUGUAAUCUAUAUGAUGAUGAAACCAUACUUGAAGUUGAACUAUAUUAUUGAUUUAAUGAAAAGUACGAUUAUUGGUAUUUUGUUGAAA